AUGCCCGUCUGCGCAAUCAUCGGACACCCAGUCGCCACUCAACUAUGCAGCUGGGGUUAUGAAAUCUACGAUGUGCCCUGCGAAGAAUGUCCCGACAUGUUCGAGUCCGUCGUCCGCGUACGCCUCUCCGAACGCUACUGCCCCAUAUGCUGGCCUCUGUCAACCUCAGCGCCAGCGCCUGUCCCUGCUUUUCAGGAGGAAAACGAGGCGCACCCGGGCACCUUUGGCCCUUGUUUGCCUAUCCAGGUAGAGGUCGACAUAGGGUACGGUGCAGGAGCCGACACCGUCGAGCACGUCGAUCACAUCCUCGACGAUUUCUUUGACGAAUUCUACGAAGAACAGGAGAUGGAUGAAGAAGACGAUCAGGGGAGAAACAUCGAACAGAGCAUUAGGAAAGCGAAGGAAGAGGAGAACAACGAGGGGAGCACGGUGAAUACGCAGCAGGAAGAAGCUGGGGGAAUGGGGCUGAGUAAUGCAGAGGAAGCAGAAGAAAGAGAGUUGCCAACAGAACUAGAAGAGGACGAGAUGCUCGACUUCGAACCUGUGAAACCUCGCAACCGUCGUCAGCGUCGGCGGCAGGGGCGCAACUUCAGAUCGGAGCUUCCCAAUCGUGCUGAUGAGCCCGAGCUAGAGGCCAGGUAA
This is a messenger RNA of Acaromyces ingoldii, 642 nucleotides long. RefSeq lists its product as hypothetical. NCBI's taxonomy places the organism in Eukaryota, Fungi, Basidiomycota, Exobasidiomycetes, Exobasidiales, Cryptobasidiaceae. The coding region runs from base 1 to 642 and encodes 213 amino acids. The record is from RefSeq and is a predicted model, not a curated record. The transcript has 2 exons.